This is a messenger RNA of Aspergillus alliaceus, 840 nucleotides long. RefSeq names its product 18S rRNA methyltransferase BUD23. Gene Ontology annotation, biological process: rRNA (guanine-N7)-methylation. The record is from RefSeq and is a predicted model, not a curated record. The transcript has 2 exons. NCBI's taxonomy places the organism in Eukaryota, Fungi, Ascomycota, Eurotiomycetes, Eurotiales, Aspergillaceae. Bases 1 to 840 code for a protein of 279 amino acids. Gene Ontology annotation, cellular component: nucleolus. Gene Ontology annotation, molecular function: rRNA (guanine) methyltransferase activity.
AUGUCACGUCCUGAGGAUAUCUUGCCUCCUGACCUCUUCUAUGAUGACAACGAAUCUCGCAAAUAUACCACAUCAUCGCGAAUUCGUAACAUACAGUCCGAUAUGACCAAUCGAGCGCUUGAGCUUCUUGAGCUUCGAUCUCCUUCAUUGAUUCUUGAUGUUGGCUGUGGCUCCGGUCUUUCCGGCGAAAUUCUUUCUGCAGUGCCUCCUGAACAUGGUGGGCCUCAUACCUGGAUAGGCAUGGAUAUCUCGCCUAGCAUGCUUGAUAUCGCGCUUCAACGAGACGUAGAAGGGGACUUGUUUCUUGCUGACGUCGGACAAGGUGUACCAUUUCGCCCCGGCGCUUUUGAUGCAGCUAUCAGUAUCAGUGCUAUCCAGUGGCUCUGUAAUGCUGAGACGAGUGACGUUAGUCCUGAAGGACGUUUACGACGUUUUUUUGAGGGUCUUUAUGCUAGUCUACGACGUGGAGGUCGUGCUGUUUGUCAAUUCUACCCCAAAAAUGAUGCACAGCGAACAAUGAUCAGCAGUGCUGCCGUCAAAGCUGGCUUCGGGGCAGGUAUACUAGAAGAUGACCCUGGGACCAAAAACAGCAAAAUAUACCUCGUUCUAACUGUUGGCGGUGGCGGUCUACAAGGCGAUAUUACAGGCGUCGUGAAUGGUAUGGAGGAUGUUAAUAUCUUGGACGUUAGAAGAAAGGCUACGGAGCACGGAAGAACGCUAUCGUCUCGCAAAGGUGAUAAGGCUUGGAUUAUGCGAAAAAAGGAACAGAUGACGAAAAAGGGCAAGAUUGUGAAACAGAAUUCCAAGUACACUGGCAGAAAGCGACGUCCCGCCUUUUGA